AUGAACAGAACUGUGCAUCUUGUUCGAGCUGCUCGCCGUCACUUGCUAGAUCCAUUACACUCUCAUUCUCCUGUUACGCCUGAUCGAUCAGUAAGAUGCUUUGCCACUGCCUCUGGUUCUAUUAAUCCUGGUACUCUUGGACCCUUUCAAGUCUUCGAUCGUCAUGCGAAGCGUUUGCAGAAGGACAGAGCUGCAAGGGCCGAUAAUGGCGAUCAAAGCCGACUGGUCGAUUAUGUCCGCAAUGAGGUGGCCGAUGUUAUGAUUGAAAGGCUCCAGGACAUAAAACGGCGCUUUGAGAAUGUGAUUGAUCUUGGUUCUGGACCAGGCCAUCUCACCAAGAUGCUCGAUAGGGAGAUGGCCCCCAGAGUGACCAUGAUUGACUUGAGUCACCACACACUGCAUCGAGAUCCAAAAAGUGAAUUCGAAGUGGACGUUGAUCGACAUCAAAUGGAUGAAGAAGGCCUUUUAGCAGCUAUUCCCGCAAAUUCCCAGGAUGCUGUCAUUUCUUGCCUAAGCCUGCAUUGGAUCAAUGACCUUCCCGGAAUGCUUGUGCAGAUCAAGGAGGUGUUGAAACCGGACGGCGUUUUUCUAGGUGCCUUAUUCGGUGGAGAUUCUCUUUUCGAGCUUCGCUCAUCGCUGCAAGUCGCAGAAGUGGAGCGAGAAGGGGGUAUAUCUCCCAGAGUAUCACCUAUGACACAAACCCAGGAUAUGUCGAACUUGAUGGGGCGCGCUGGCUUCUCGUUAUUGACAGUGGACAUUGAUGAGGUGAAAAUAUCAUACCCCAGUAUGUGGGAGUUAUUAGAAGAUCUCAAGGCGAUGGGAGAGGGCAAUGCUGUCAUAGGACGUCGGCAUUAUAUUCCAAGAGAUACGUUGAUCGCGGCAUCCGCUAUCUACGAAGCAUUGCAUGGCGCGGAGGAUGGGACAGUUCCCGCGACCUUCCAGGUUAUUUAUGUGAUUGGCUGGAAACCAUCUCCGACCCAGCCCAAGUCAUUAGAGCGAGGAUCCGGACAAACGAACUUGCGCGACGUGCUAUGAAUAUUGACAUAUUUUGAUGCUCUAAGUGCCUCCGGUGUUCUCUGUGGCUGCCAGCGCUUCUUCUGACAGUGCAACAUCUUCCGGAUCCUCUUCAGAACCUUCAUCAACAUAAUCUGAACCUUGUAGACCGGUAUCGUCUUCGGCCGCCUCUGCUGCAUCUGUCCUCUCCUUCCCCUGAAAUUUUCUUUUCGGUAUCUGUUUCCAGAACGCUUCCCUCCAGUUUCGAUUCUCCAACCACAUCAACAUAAUAUCAACCACUUGAUUCACAGUCAAGACCUUCCGCGUAGGAAGCUCACUGAGAAACGUGCCGAUAGGUAAUCGCGCCGCGCGGAUGCCUUGCUCCAUAGCCUUGUCACGGCAUAGAUUCUUGUAACGAUUGCGGUCCACGAUACCUCCAAUAAUGUACGUCUCUCCCUCUUUCAACUCAGAAAUCUCCUCGUCACCGUCCGCCGUCAAGUAUACAAUCGACUCCUUUGCUACCUUCAGCAGGGGUGCCUCCGGUUUGGCUGGCGGCUCGUCGGCGCUCUCUCCCUGGGCAUCAUCUGGCUCCUUCCACAGAUGUUCAUACCCAUCUGCCCACCAGUCGACCCCUCUCCACUUCUUGUGUGUCCCAUGAAAACCAUCCUCCAUCCUCUUCUCGGUCUGGCCGUUCAGGGAUGCGAAGGCUAGAUGAGCGAACGUCGUUGGAGCCUUGCGGUUAGCACCGUACGUAUAGCUCAUCUGACUGCACAACGACAUAACUUCCUUCUCUGUCAUCUUGUCAUCGAACCCGAGGUCAAUGACCACGGUCGCGUUGAAUUUCGUCUGUUGUAAGGGGGCAGGUCUAGGUCGCUUCCUCGGCGGUUCCGGUGGCUCUCCAUUGGCAAUGGCUUCUUCUCUCUUUCUUUUCUUCUCCGCCUUCUUCUCUUUAUCCUUCAACUUGCGGGCAACCUUGAGAGCAGCCUGCUUUUCGACCCUGCGCAGGCGUCGUUGGGCGUUCUUUGACAAAUGCGGUUCUGACGCUACAGCUGAGGCUUCAGACGGUGCCCCCUGUACGAUGUGGGUUGCAGCACUAUUUGGCGCUGGCAGCGCGGCGGUUUCUUCAAGGACGUCUGGAAG
This is a messenger RNA of Dacryopinax primogenitus, 2133 nucleotides long. RefSeq names its product S-adenosyl-L-methionine-dependent methyltransferase. The transcript has 12 exons. Lineage: Eukaryota; Fungi; Basidiomycota; Dacrymycetes; Dacrymycetales; Dacrymycetaceae. The record is from RefSeq and is a predicted model, not a curated record. Bases 1 to 1035 code for a protein of 344 amino acids. Gene Ontology annotation, cellular component: mitochondrion. Gene Ontology annotation, biological process: mitochondrial respiratory chain complex I assembly.